AUGUAUAAUGCUAUAUAUAUAUCUGACGAUAAUUCUGAUGAUGAAAUCCCUACCCAGCAAGCUAUUCAGGAAAGCUUACAAGAUAUGCAUAAAAAUGAAACAAGUGCCAAUGCAACAGAGGGUGAAAGUAUCACAGGCCAAGAAGAGGUUUUGAAGAAGCUGGUGAGGCACAGUUCUGCUUUUGAGGAACCAGAUCAGCAAGGCUGGCUUCCCGUGCAUGAAGCUGCAUCACAGCUAAAUAUGAACAUCCUUGAAAUAACGUUCAAAGCCUCCCGUGCCAUUACGUGGGAACAGACCACACUAAAAGGGGAAACACCUCUCUUGGCGGCAGUAAGAAAUUGCUUUGCAGACAAUGUCUGCUUUCUCCUGUUCAAUGGCUGCAAUCCCAAUGUUAAGAAUGAAGAGGGAGAUUCUCCUUUAGUUGUAGCAAUUAAGUACAAUUCAUAUGAGAUUGCCACCUUGUUGAUAAGUUCUGGUGCAAAAGUGAAUUUGCAAUGUGUCCACAAGAGGACUGCUUUGCAUGAGGCAGCCAGACUAGGCACAAAGGAUCUGGUGAAGCUUCUGCUGCUUUCUGGAGCAGAUCCUGACCCUCGCAGCAGAUGUGGGCUCACACCUCUUGCACUGGCUGCACAAGCUGGACAAGAAAUCAUGGAACUCUUAUUGCAAAAAGGUGCUGAUGUUCUUUCACAGGCAAUGGACUGUUCUUCUGUAUUAUUUGAAGCAGCAGGAGGAGGAAAUCCAGAUUCCCUGAGUCUUUUACUAGAAUAUGGGGUUGAUGCCUAUGUACCAAAGCACUCAGGUCAUUUGCCAAUCCAAAGAGCUGCAUACAGAGGACACUUUCUUGCCUUAAAGAAUUUAGUUCCAGUUACUAACUUUGAUGCCAUUAAAGAAAGUGGAAUAAGUCCGAUUCAAUCAUCAGCAGCAGGAGCACAUCCUCAGUGCCUUGAGUUUCUUCUCAAAUCUGGGUUUGAUGCCAAUUUUAUGUUGGAUCAAAGAAUUCGCAAAGGCUACGAUGACUGCCGGAAAUCAGCGUUAUACUUUGCUGUUUCAAAUGUGGAUAUCUGUUCAACACAGCUGCUGCUGAAUGCUGGAGCCUUGCCAAACCAAGAUCCCAUCAGCUGUCUGCAAAUCGCCUUGAGAAUAGGCAACUAUGAGUUAAUGAAUCUACUGCUCCAACAUGGGGCUAAUGUCAAUUACUUCUGCAGAGUGAAUACAACACAUUUUCCAUCAGCUCUAUAGUAUGCUCUGAAAGACGAAGUCAUGUUGAGAAUGCUGAUGAACUACAGCUAUGAUGUGCACCUCUGCUUUGAUUGCCCUCGAGGAAAUGCUUCCCAUUCGCAGUACGUGACUGAUGGAUGGACUUCUACUGCUAUCAAAGAUACAAUGUUCUGUGAAGUGAUAACCUUGUCAUGGCUGAAGCAUCUUUCUGUGAAAGUGGUGGGAGUAAUGUUAGAUUAUGUCAAUCACGUUAACAUCUGCUGGAAGCUAGAAGCAGUUCUCAAAGAACAGGAACUCUGGGCAGACAUCAAUUCAAUUUUAAGUAAGUAUCUGAUAUUUAGAUGUAAAUGACACACAAGUUGUUCUGGGAUGGGGACCUUUGUUGUUGGCAUUAUUUUUAUUUAUUCUUGACCCUCGUUAGGCCAAAAGUUAUGUUUGACAAUAAGGUAUCCCUGCAACAAAACUCAGUCUGUGAAGCAUUUAAAUUAAGUCUCUUUCAGAAGUCUGACAGACUGCACAGUUUAUGUGGAGUACUGGGGAACUUCAAUUACAAGGUAGACAACACAAUCCUCUUCAAGGGAGAAAAGCUCUUCCCCCAUCUCAAGGUGAUGGAAUAACUAAUUACUGUCUUUAACUGAGUGAUUGGAAUUCCAGUCUAGAUUAACUCCAUGUCCUUUUCAUUUGUACACAGAUUAAAAAGUAGUAAAUCAAAAUUCUACUUCUAGCAGCUUCUUCGGGUUGGCAGAGAACAUUGACCAACUAUUUGGGCUUAAAGUACACUUGCUCGACUUAGACUACUUAUACUCUUAUACUGCUUUAAAUGCUCAGUGUGAAAAUUUAAAGAACUGUUAAAAUCACAGGUAGGGCUGUAAACCUUGCGUUAUUGCUAGGUUAAAGGUUGUCAUAACAUGUAACGCUACCUCCAACUACAAGGUUAAACUCAGCGUUUGGUUGAAGGCCAUGAAGUUAACUAAAACCAGGAAGGGACAUAAUUGUUUUUAAAUUUUGUACCUUCCCUUCUCUUGCCAGGAAGUAGAGGUUUUAUUUAUGAAGACCUACUACAAAGUUCUAGAAAGCA
Molecule: messenger RNA, 2296 nt
Organism: Cygnus olor (mute swan)
Lineage: Eukaryota; Metazoa; Chordata; Aves; Anseriformes; Anatidae
Product: ankyrin repeat and SOCS box protein 14-like
Molecular function (GO): protein binding
Source: RefSeq, a predicted model, not a curated record